AUGGGUGCUCUCGCAGAAUCCUAUAAAGACACCCUUCUCGAACCCCAACACAUCCCCCUUGACUAUGGUUCUGUCCAUACAUUACCCGACUCCCAUGUAUGGCUUGAUGAGUCCGACGAGUCUCCAUCUGGGGUCCACUCCACUGGCCCGCCCGUUAUCGACCUCGCGGAUCCAGAUGCUGCCAGGCUCAUAAUCCAGGCAUGUGAGACAUGGGGUGUGUUUCAACUGAUAGGCCAUGGCAUUCCCACCAAGCUUAUGGAGGAUGUGCAGUCUGAGGCUGAAAAAUUGUUUGAUCUACCAGUUGACCAAAAGAUGAAGGCCUUAAGAUCUCCAGGGGGGAGCCAAUCAGGAUAUGGUCUCCCUCCUAUAUCGCCAUUUUUUGAAAAGCUUAUGUGGCACGAAGGGUAUCAUAUCAUGGGGUCUCCAGUCGAACAUGCUAAGCUGCUUUGGCCCAAUGACUAUCAAGGGUUUUGUCAAUUGAAAGCAUUAACCGAGCAGCUAAUCCGCAUUAUCUUCAAAUCCUUGAACAUUAAUCCUGAAGAAGUGGCUUGGCUUAAGGACACUGAAGGAUUAAGUAUUGGUCUUCAGUUAAACUGUUACCCCCCCCUGCCCUGA
Prunus armeniaca (apricot) is the source of this 615-nucleotide messenger RNA. The record is from the annotation of a GenBank genome assembly. Lineage: Eukaryota; Viridiplantae; Streptophyta; Magnoliopsida; Rosales; Rosaceae.